GAUCUAACCUGUCUCGUAUCGGUCGAGAUCAAUAACAUAAAACCUCCUAUAAUAUACUGUCUCGAAGUGUUUCCGUUGACAAAUGUAGUGAAACUGGUGUGAUUUCGGUGGUUAUGCUAUCAUUAAAGACGAUCAAGAUUGAAUAGUGAUAUGCAAUUCUGGCUCGGCCACGAUUUUCUGAUCCCUCUGGAUGAGUUGGUCGAGCUAUUUUCUAGUUUUGACAAUCAUCCUACGAACAUUGAGCAAGAACAUCACGUGCUGGGAGCUGCCAUGUCGACAUAACCGAUACCAUUUUGACUGUUGUAUCCGUCAACUAGAAAUUGACGAUCGAACUUCGAUUGAGCAUGCAAACUUUGCCAAACAACAAUACGUUUUACUAGAGGAUAGUAAUAUUUUCACAGUGUCACCACAGUUGUUUCAGCUCAUGACAGACGCUAAAAUGUUGGAAAUUUCGGGUGGAUUUGUGCCCUGGGUUCAUUUAGAACCGUCUAUCACCGUACUGAUCAUCUACGACAGCCAGACAAAGAAAAUUUUUGUCAAUCCCGAGGAAAGAAAGUAUCGACUGAUUUGGUUGGAAGUUCGCAAUGUCACCAUGAAAGAGAUUCCGCCUUAUUUGAACCAGCUAAGGGAUCUGGAGCAUAUUGGAUUUGUCAGUGCCGGCUUGGAGUACUUGGUAAUGGAUCAAUUUGACGGUUUGAACAAGCUGGAAGAGUUGGAUCUGUCCUGUAACAAUAUUCUACAAAUUCAUAUUAACUUCCCUAUGAGAUUACCAUCGCUGCGCACGCUGCAUCUGAAUGGUAAUAAACUGAGGACUAUCGAUAUUGGCUACUGGUACAUGCCAGAACUGACAACAUUUGAUUUGUCUUCGAAUCAGCUGAAGUAUAUAACAAACUAUAACAGCAACCAGAUGGAAAAACUAUGUGCCAUCAAAGCCGAGCAGAACAGAUGGAACUGUAAGUGGUUAGGGGAAUUUCUACACGCAUGCUUUCAUUUUAAAGGAUACGGCUUCAACGAUCUGCAAGUUGAAUGUGACGAAGACGAGGAAUGGCACGAAAAUUGCUGUUACGGAAAUGAGACCGAGUCAGGCUAUCAGGACUAUUUGAAGGAGAUGCACCUAAUUAGAUAAAUGUACCAAGUAAACUGCCCCAAUCGCUUCGUAGCUGGAAGUUUCGGUUCUUAAAUUUUGAAGUGUUCAUUUUGAUUCCAAAAUAUUUUAUUUUAGUAUUGAUAGAAAUAUACGCACGGUACUACCACUGAAUGUGGUUCAUGUA
Messenger RNA from Malaya genurostris, 1271 nucleotides. Its product is annotated as leucine-rich repeat transmembrane neuronal protein 1-like. The transcript is spliced from 2 exons. The record is from RefSeq and is a predicted model, not a curated record. Bases 191 to 1126 code for a protein of 311 amino acids. NCBI's taxonomy places the organism in Eukaryota, Metazoa, Arthropoda, Insecta, Diptera, Culicidae. Gene Ontology annotation, molecular function: protein binding. Gene Ontology annotation, cellular component: plasma membrane.